Schizosaccharomyces osmophilus is the source of this 3597-nucleotide messenger RNA. RefSeq names its product mitotic and meiotic cohesin loader subunit Pds5 (gene pds5). The record is from RefSeq and is a predicted model, not a curated record. Gene Ontology annotation, biological process: mitotic sister chromatid cohesion; DNA repair. The transcript has a single exon. Bases 1 to 3597 code for a protein of 1198 amino acids. Gene Ontology annotation, cellular component: nucleus; chromatin. Lineage: Eukaryota; Fungi; Ascomycota; Schizosaccharomycetes; Schizosaccharomycetales; Schizosaccharomycetaceae.
AUGAUCGCAAUGUCGAAACUGAAAUUUAAGCAAGUAAUUGUUCCAAGUCAUGAUAAACCGAUUCCUACUACUGAAUUGGUUAAAAGAUUGAGGAGUUUACUGGAUGAAUUGUCGGAUAUGGAACAGGAAACUACAGAUCGCGAUUCUUUAUUGCCAGUAGCCUCAUCGUUAGUCAACCAGAACCUCCUACACCAUAGAGAUAAAGGUAUUCGUUCUUUUGUUGGUUGUUGUAUCGUGGAACUUCUUCGACUAUGUGCCCCCGAUGCUCCAUAUACAUUAUCUCAAUUGGAAGAGAUAUUCCAAGUAAUACUGAAGCUUUUGAGUGGACUCGAAAAUUCUGAAUCUACAUACUACUUACAAGUUUAUCGUAUACUUGAGAGUCUGUCAAACGUGAAGUCUGCGGUACUCAUGGUUGACUUACCGAAUGCAGAGUCCUUUCUGGUUACCAUAUUUCGUCUUUUUUUUGACAUCUCCAGAAAAGGCACCAACAAAAACGUAGAGUUUUAUAUGCUCGACAUCAUUCACCAAUUGAUCAACGAAAUUAAUAGUGUACCUCAGGUCGCUAUGAACAUUCUUUUUGCUCAGUUAAUUUCAGGUCACGGGGUAAGGGAAUACAUAGGUUCUCCAGACUCCCAAAACCAUGGACCAGCUUUUCAGCUGGCUAGAAAUAUUUUUCGCGAUUCUUCUGAUCGCCUGCAACGAUAUGUCUGUCAAUAUUUUUCCGAUAUCGUCUUUGAUACUAAAGAUUCCGUUUCGGACGAAAAAACAAAUCCAGAGUUCAUUUUCGCCCAUAAUCUCGUAAUUCAACUCUGGGAAUAUGCGCCCUUAACGUUACUCAAUAUUGUUCCUCAAUUCGAGAACGAACUUCAAGCUGAGCAAACUAGCGUACGGCGUGUCGCUAUUCAAACAGUCCGACUCAUGCUUCCUAAUCACUCUCUUUGGUCGGACUAUCCAAAGGUUUGGGCCGCCUUUUGCGGUCGUCUCAAUGAUAAGGUCACAGCAUGCCGCGUGGACUGCGUGGAAAAGCUCAUGGAUGUAUUGAGGAACCCUUUGGCAUCUUCAGACGUAACUAACUAUAUUAUUCAACUUUAUCAAGGAAAGCUCGCGGACACUGAUGAAAAAGUCCGUAUAGCCGCCUUACAAGCUAUUGGUCAUGUGUCCCUAGACAUUAUAAAAACGCACGUUCCUGUGGAGAUCUUGAAAUUAAUGGGGGAUCGGCUUCGUGAUAAAAAGUUGUCAGUUCGAAUUCAAGCUAUACAAACGUUAAGUAAAAUCUAUCAUAUUGCAUUUCCUGGGCUUGAAGCAGGUGAAGAGGUUAGUAUCCAACUUUUCAGUUGGAUACCUUCUUCUUUACUAGAAGUUUUCUAUAUAAAUGACGAAGCUACGAACACCACUGUUGACCUUGCGAUGAAUGAGCUUGUACUCCAGCAAUUAAACUCGGAUACAGAUACUCGCGUAAACAGACUUUUAGUAGCCAUGAAUCAUUUCUCAGAAAAAGCGUUGCGCGUUUUCUUCAUGUUACAGCAAAGACAACUUAGGUUUUCUGGUUACUGUAAGUAUUUUAUUGAAUGCUGCAAAAAUUAUAAUGGCGGAGUCAUGGAUGAAAAUGAAGAAGAAAUGACAUCCAGACUAAAAAAGGUAAUAGGAGCUAUAUCUUUGAAGACUGUCAAUCCUUCUUUGAAUGAGUCAUCCCUGCAAAAAUUUGCAGACACAAAUGACCGACAGGCAUAUAAAAUGUUAAUGGAGACAUUUUCACCUAAAAAUGAUUAUCAGACAGUUCUAAAGAAUGUUAAGCACUUAUUUAAAAGAGUGUCGGCCAGUAUGAGCACCCAGCAUUUUGAAUGUUUUCGAUUGUUGGUUUAUCGCUGUGCAUUAUUUGUCUUUAACAAAACAAUAGUAAUAGAGUUGGUCAACAAAAUUGGAAGUUUGCAAAAUAACCUCCAAUAUGCAAAAUCUGCUGAGCUUUUACUUCAACAGUUACCAUUGAUUCAUCCUGAGAUCUACGAAGAAUUGUUUUCAAGCAUGGAAAGUAUGAUCUUAUCAUUUAGUCUAAAAGCAGAUGUCAAAGUUUUAAAGACUCUGUCACAUUUCGCUAAGAAAAAGAUAAAUUUUUCCGUGAGCCCUGAAGUAAUCGGUAUUCUAAAAAGUCUUUGCUUUCAGGGAACGGAUGGUCAGGCGAAGCAGGCAGCUACCGUGUUGGCGUUUGCUGGUAAUUUCUUCGAUCUGGAUUCCUUCGUAUCAGAAAUUAUUGAUGGUUUACAUUACGAUAGUUCUUUAUCGGUCCGUCUAUCGACCUUAGCGCAACUAGUUUUAUAUCGGUUAGAUGCUGUUGAAAAGCAUGCUGAUUUUAUUACUGAGUGUUUGGUUAAGGAAAUAAUUCAGAUGGUUCCAGAAGCGAACGAAGACCAAAAUGAAACUGAAGAAUGGUGCGACUUUCAAUCUUUGGAUCACCUGUAUCGUUGCAAAGUACUUGCAGUUAAAGUCCUGGUUAAUCGUUUACGAGCUGGAUAUCAUUCCCCGGAAGCAUUGGAGAUAGCCGCACCUGUACUAAAGUUACUAAAUGUGAUCCUGUUAACGGAAGGUGAGAUCAGUCCUCAUAAAAAUACUUCCAGAUUGGGUAAAGCUCACCUACGAUUGAUAGCAGGGAAAUCGUUACUAAAAUUAGCCGCUAUACCAACUUAUGCUGAAUAUUUAGACUUUAAUACCUAUUUACGAACUUCAUUAUUAUGCCAAGACCCUUUUUUUGAUGUCCGAAAUGCCUUUAUACAAAAUUUACAAAAAAAGUUGCAAUAUCGAAAGCUUCCUAUGCAGUUUUACGCAAUUAUAUUUCUUGUUGUUCAUGAUCCCGAAGAAGAGAUAAUAACGAAAAUGUCUUUGUGGAUAUGUUCACAAGUCAUUCAUUUUCGUAAAAUGCACAAUUAUACUAUGGAAUAUGUUAUAACUUAUUUGCUUCACUUGCUGUCGCACCAUCCAGAUAUUUCAUUGUCUGACAAUGAGAAUGUCUUUGACUUUGUGAAGUAUAUACAAUUUUAUGUUGAAAAUGUGGCUUCAAGUGAUAAUAUUCCUAUUAUCUUCCAUCUCGUGCAACGGAUAAAGCAAAACUACGAUGCUGUUGAGCCUGAACGAAAGUACGUCUAUAUGCUGAGUGAUAUCGCACAAAAAGUUAUCCAAACUAAGGCGCAGAGCAUGGGAUGGAGUUUGACUACUUAUCCAAAACAAGUGAGACUUCCAUCUAUAAUAUUUAAGCCAUUUGAUACUUCUGAAGAAAAGCAGAAGUUCUUUUCGAAGAAUUUCCUUACACCUGAAAUAGAAUCCGCCAUCGAACACAUGGUACGAUCUUCCACGAUUGGUAGUACUGCAAGGUUACUUACCAAAUCAAACGCGACAAGAAACGGGAAUCAUGAAAAAUUAAAGAGGAAGCGCUUCGGAACAAGACAACCAAAACCGAAAAAACAAGAGAGAAAAAAUGAAGAACAAGCUCAUCUGCCUCGUAGAGCGAGUACUAGAGUAUCUUCAAAGCAGGUGAAUUAUACAGAAGCAGAGUCUGAAAAGUCAGAAAAUUCUGAAGCCUCUUCUGAAUUUGGGGAAGAGGAAUAG